Molecule: messenger RNA, 4204 nt
Organism: Paramecium primaurelia
Lineage: Eukaryota; Ciliophora; Oligohymenophorea; Peniculida; Parameciidae
Source: the annotation of a GenBank genome assembly
AUGGAUUAAGAAUAAAAGUAUCACUUUCAUAUUCCUUUUGUUAAUAAUUAAUAAGAGAAAAAGGAGGAUAUAAAGCUUACAAUUAUAGGUUUGAUUGAUGUUUCAGCUUCAAUGUAUACCAGAUGGGAAUGGGUAGCUAAUUUUUGGAAUAAAUCAAUACCAAAAGAUAAUUUAAUUACAUUGACUUUUGAUCAUAGAGCAAAAAAGGUUUAUAAUAACAUUCUAUCUUAAAAUAUUGAGGAUCAUGGUGAAGGAACUACAGAAAUAGUUCCUGCAUUUGAACUUUUAGAGAAAGAAAUAGUAAUGGUUCCCUAAACUCAUAAUAUUACUAUAAUAUUCAUUAGUGAUGGUUAAGAUAAUAAUGUAAAAACUAUAGAAUAAAGAAUGUAAUAAAAAUUAAAGGGAAAUGUUUAAAAAAGAAAUAUCAAUUUUAUUUGUUUGGGAAUUGAAGAUGAAUUCCCUACAUUUUUAGCAAUGAAGUUAAGAUAAUUGUAUCAUAAAGGAGAUCCUUAAAUUCCUGCAUUAUAUCUAAUUGAACAUGCAUCUGAAUAAGCUUUUUAUAAUAAAUUUGAAAUAAUGAAAAGGUAUUUUUAUUCUACAAAAAUGAUACGUGUAAAUAAUGUUGUAAAGUUAUUUCCAUAUGAUGAAGAAGUUACAGAUGAAGUAUAUGAAGGAUAAUGGGUUUAUGGAUAAAAACCUGACCUAAAGUUUAUUGAUUACCCUAAUAUUUAGAUAAUUCCAAUAGAAUAAAAUAAUCUUGAAAUUGAUGAUGUGGUUGAUCUCUUUAGAUCAUGGGUUCAAAAUAUAUAAAUUAGAAUUAUGGGAAAAAAUGAAGAUAGUAGAGAAAAAGCUAAGAAAUGUUUAUAAAUUGUUAAUUUAAUUACAAAUAGAUUAACAGAAUACUUUUAGAUGGAUGUAUUGAAUUUCAAAAUGGAAGAAAUUAAUGAUCCUAAUUAACCUUUUAAAAUUAGAGCAAAAAGAAAUUAUGCAUAUAAAUAUGGAAAUAAAUUAUUAUUUUUUGUGAAAGAAUUAACAUAAUUAUCAGAAGGAUCUAAUCCAAAUGAAGUAGAUGAUUUUGAAGCAGCAAAAAGAUUGAAUAUUGGUACUAUUGUUGGAAAGCAUCAUUAAAAGGCUUUGGCAUUGAAAGGUAUUACAGUAUAAGAAUUUAAAUAAAUAAAAGUAGAAUUUUAAUAAAUUAUUUAAAAUUGUAAAAUUAAUCCUUUAAAUGAAUAAGGUCAAGAAAGAUCUGUAAUAUCAUUAGAAAAUUUUAGAGAUAUUCUCUCAUAAAAAUAAGAUAUUUUAGAAGGAUUAUAAUUCAUAAAAACUUAAUAUGAUUUUGCUGAAACAUUUCCUUUAAUUGGUCAUGGAUUGAAAGUUAAGAGAAAUGAUGGAUCUUUUGUUAAUCCAUGGUUAAUUUAAGUUUAAUCUUUUGCAAAGCAUAAUAAAGUUAUAGAUUCUGCCUAUUUAAUCAAAAAUAAUUUCAAUAUCUAAUUGUAAAUUGGUGAUAAUUAAACUGAAGAGAUCAAUUGUAUAUUACCAUUAUUUCCAUAAUCUGAUAAUGAUCUAUAAGCUGUUCUUAGAUCAAGAAUAAUUAAGUUGUUAUUAACAUUUAUGGUAUAGUAAAAUGUAGAUACUCUUUAUGAAGAAACUUAUUUGGCAUUGUUAUCAAAUUCAUUAAUAAAUGUAUUGAAAAAAUAAAAAUCAUAAUGGUAGACUGAAAUAAUUGAAUAAAUCUUUGAAACUACAAAGCUAGUUUAUGCAGGAACAUAAAGUUUUGAAAAGUAUUUAUAGAAGCUUAUGAAUAAUCCCAAUUAAGCUUAUUUAGAAAAAGAAGCAGAAUAUGAAGAUUAUGUAUCAACAGCAAAACCCUUCAUUCAUUUGUUUUAUUUAGCUAAAUUAGGUAAUGUUUUGAAGGAUUUUGAAUUAGAAAUAGAAAGAUUAAUUAUUUAUUAUUUUAUUAGAGAAUAAUACAAACAUUAAUAAUAAUUAUCUUAUUAUCUUAAAUUAAAAUUAGAAAAAUAAGAUGAAAAUUUUGUUUAAGAAUAAUUGAAGACAACUUUUGAAAAACAUGUUAGCAUCAAAAAUUUUAGGAAUGCAAUUACAAAAGAAAUUGAAGAAACAAUAUUAGAUAAAUAUCAAAAGGAUUCUACUAUGAUUGGUUUAAAUGAGGACAAAGUUUUCAAUUAAGAUUUGAAGUUAACUUUAAGUUCUAUUGAAGCCUUUUAUGAAUAAUUUAAAGGUGUUAAAUUUGAUCAAUAAAGAUAUGUUCAUAUCAUUUAUCACACACUUAGAUUGUCAGAGAACGAGGUUUUCUUAAAAAAAGUUGAUUAUAAUAACUUAAAAGAAAUUUCAAAAGCUUUAAUUUUAGAAAACAAAGUAAAUUUAACUAAAGGAACAUCAGGGAUCAAACACGCUUUAGAAAAAGAAUAUUAAGUUUGGUUUAUAAAAAAUCAUAUGAUGGUUCAACCAUUAACAUAUGAGUAAUUACAAAUUGAAUGUUAAUAAAAAGGAAUAAAUGUAAAUACUAUAGCUUAUAAUGUAAAAUCUGGAUUAAGUAGUAAUUGCUGUAUGGCAAAGUAAUGUCCAUUUUAUUUAAUUGUUAAUGGUUUAGAUUAUAAAAGACAUGUUUAAACAUGGGGGAAGAAGGUUCCUUAAGGUUUUCAUUAAUAUGUAAGAGAAGAGAUUUUGAAAGGAUAAAGUAUUUAAUAAAUUAUUUAAUCCUCAAGUCAAAAAUGGAAGAAAUUUCCUCAACUUUAUUUAGGUAAUGAAGAAGUAGUUCAUUAAUACAUUAAAUUGAUUUCAGAGUCUUUACCCAAAGAAUAUUAAAUAUAGGAAUUACCUAAAAUAUAAUUAUUGCAUAAUUAAGUUAAAUUAACAUUCCCAAAAAAAUAGAAGGUUAAGAAAUAUGGAAAUAAAAGAGGAUAAAAAAGAUAAAAUUAUAGAGGUAAUGUAAGAGGUCGUGGAAGAGGCAGAGGUAGAGGUAGAGGAAAUUGAGUUUGUAUUUUUAUAAUUUUCUAAAUUAUUAUUAUAUAUUGUAUACUANGCAGAAUAUGAAGAUUAUGUAUCAACAGCAAAACCCUUCAUUCAUUUGUUUUAUUUAGCUAAAUUAGGUAAUGUUUUGAAGGAUUUUGAAUUAGAAAUAGAAAGAUUAAUUAUUUAUUAUUUUAUUAGAGAAUAAUACAAACAUUAAUAAUAAUUAUCUUAUUAUCUUAAAUUAAAAUUAGAAAAAUAAGAUGAAAAUUUUGUUUAAGAAUAAUUGAAGACAACUUUUGAAAAACAUGUUAGCAUCAAAAAUUUUAGGAAUGCAAUUACAAAAGAAAUUGAAGAAACAAUAUUAGAUAAAUAUCAAAAGGAUUCUACUAUGAUUGGUUUAAAUGAGGACAAAGUUUUCAAUUAAGAUUUGAAGUUAACUUUAAGUUCUAUUGAAGCCUUUUAUGAAUAAUUUAAAGGUGUUAAAUUUGAUCAAUAAAGAUAUGUUCAUAUCAUUUAUCACACACUUAGAUUGUCAGAGAACGAGGUUUUCUUAAAAAAAGUUGAUUAUAAUAACUUAAAAGAAAUUUCAAAAGCUUUAAUUUUAGAAAACAAAGUAAAUUUAACUAAAGGAACAUCAGGGAUCAAACACGCUUUAGAAAAAGAAUAUUAAGUUUGGUUUAUAAAAAAUCAUAUGAUGGUUCAACCAUUAACAUAUGAGUAAUUACAAAUUGAAUGUUAAUAAAAAGGAAUAAAUGUAAAUACUAUAGCUUAUAAUGUAAAAUCUGGAUUAAGUAGUAAUUGCUGUAUGGCAAAGUAAUGUCCAUUUUAUUUAAUUGUUAAUGGUUUAGAUUAUAAAAGACAUGUUUAAACAUGGGGGAAGAAGGUUCCUUAAGGUUUUCAUUAAUAUGUAAGAGAAGAGAUUUUGAAAGGAUAAAGUAUUUAAUAAAUUAUUUAAUCCUCAAGUCAAAAAUGGAAGAAAUUUCCUCAACUUUAUUUAGGUAAUGAAGAAGUAGUUCAUUAAUACAUUAAAUUGAUUUCAGAGUCUUUACCCAAAGAAUAUUAAAUAUAGGAAUUACCUAAAAUAUAAUUAUUGCAUAAUUAAGUUAAAUUAACAUUCCCAAAAAAAUAGAAGGUUAAGAAAUAUGGAAAUAAAAGAGGAUAAAAAAGAUAAAAUUAUAGAGGUAAUGUAAGAGGUCGUGGAAGAGGCAGAGGUAGAGGUAGAGGAAAUUGA